AUGUCCGGUAGCUUGAUAUUUGUUGCUUCAUUAGUAGUGAAAGCUGAAGGUGUUGUGUCGAUCUCUGGCAGUUGUGUUGGAAUAACUUCCACUGUUGUUGUGCCAACAUCAGUUUGCUUUGUAGAUUCAGUUAAUAUUCCCCAUGUUGUGUCAGUGUCAGUUUGUGUUGUAGAAGUAUCUGAGAGUAUUGAUGUUGAGCGCAUUGCCGUAAAAUCACUCAAAGAUUCUGUGGUUGGGCUGACAUUUUCUGUCGUUGUUUCCUGUGCAGUAAUGUCCGGUAGCUUGAUAUUUGUUGCUUCAUUAGUAGUGAAAGCUGAAGGUGUUGUGUUGAUCUCUGGCAGUUGUGUUGGAAUAACUUCCACUGUUGUUGUGCCAACAUCAGUUUGCUUUGUAGAUUCAGUUAAUAUUCCCCAUGUUGUGUCAGUGUCAGUUUGUGUUGUAGAAGUAUCUGAGAGUAUUGAUGUUGAGCGCAUUGCCGUAAAAUCACUCAAAGAUUCUGUGGUUGGGCUGACAUUUUCUGUUGUUGUUUCCUGUGCAGUAAUGUCUGUUAGCUUGAUAUUUGUUGCUCCUUUAGUAGUGAAUGCUGAAGGUGUCGUAUUGAUGUCAGGUAGUGUUGCUGGAAUAACUUCCACUGUUGUUGUCUCAACAUCAGUUUGCUUUGUAGAUUCAGUUAAUGUUACCUGUGUUGUGUCAGUGUCAGUUUCUGUUGUGGAAGUAUCUGAGAGUAUUGAUGUUGAGUGGAUUACUGUAAAAUCACUCAAAGAUUCUGUGGUUUGGCUGACAUUUCCUGUUGUUGUUUCCUGUGCAGUAAUGUCUGUUAGCUUGAUAUUUGUUGCUCCUUUAGUAGUGAAUGCUGAAGGUGUCGUAUUGAUGUCAGGUAGUGUUGCUGGAAUAACUUCCACUGUUGUUGUGUCAAAAUCAGUUUGCUUUGUAGAUUCAGUUAAUGCUACCCGUGUUGUAUCAGUGUUAGUUUGAGUUGUGGAAGUAUCUGAGAGUAUUGAUG
Molecule: messenger RNA, 1003 nt
Organism: Brienomyrus brachyistius
Lineage: Eukaryota; Metazoa; Chordata; Actinopteri; Osteoglossiformes; Mormyridae
Exons: 2
Coding region: 1-975 (324 amino acids)
Source: RefSeq, a predicted model, not a curated record